AUGGUAAAUCAAAAUGUCAAUACACUUCGUCUUGAAGUUACAAUAGAUUUUACAUCUCAUGAAAUGGCAGCCAACGCCCUGCAAUGGCUUCCAGGUUUCGAUGCGAGCGACCUCAAAACGCUCGGGGAGCAGCGCUUCGCUCACAAGAUCCUUGCGUUUCUCGCAUCCCAGUACGUUUGGCAUGAGGGCAAUGACAAUGCGGCCGAGGUUCUGCCAGCCGUGAUUGCUCGACCGCUGAUGGAUGUGUCUCUGAAACUGGGAUGCCAACCCCUUCUAGGACACAUCGACUUGGUACUAUCCAACUGCUUUCCCGAGGAAUCGUCGAUGACCAGUGAUAGCAAACCUCCCCCUUUCAUCGAACGCACAGCAGAUAUUGAGAUCACCUUUGCAAGCGCGCUUCCCUUGAUAAUGAAAGUACUUCAGGCGAUUCGUGCUGGUGAUAAGAAUGUGAUCGAAAUAUGUCUCAGGAAGUUUCCACCAAUGUUUGAAACCAUGAAACAGCAGAUGCUUCGACUCCUCAGUAAGUUAUCCGUGAACGUUCUGAUAACCACUCUGUUGAAUGUCUUGAUUUUCACUGCCAGUGUGGAUAAAAUUUACAAUUCCCCGCUAAAACGAAGGAUGUUUAUCCCGUUACUGUGCGUCCGUCUUUUCGGUGAUGCCGAUCUCGGUGAACUCGAUCCCCAGGAGUUCUACGUGGACUUGCGAAAAUACCUCUCCGGCUGGUCACAUGGUAGACUUACAAAGGGGCUCAUCUAUCAGGGUGUUCCGGAUGACUUGCUCACUGGACAAGAAAUGAAUGGUUGCCAGGACGGAAGGCGCAUCUACCUGGGUGCCAGUGCUGCUCAGUCAGCCAGCCUGCAAACGCUGGAUGCCUUUUUUGGCGUCAAGCAUGGACCAGAAGUCGAAGAGUUCCUCGUUCGUAUGAGAGCCUUCAUGAUCCGUCCUCAUCGGCAAUUUGUUGAAGACCUUGAACGACACAGUACCCUUCGGGAUUAUGCUAAUCCGGUGGAUGAGUUCUUCUUCCUAAAGGCAGCAGUCAGCCGUUCGGGUUCCGUCGAGUUGCGGGAGGCAUUUAACGCCUGCAUUAGCAGUCUGGAGAAGUUUCGAAGGGACCACGUACAAAUCGUUCACAGCGCUGAACAUCUUUUUGGGCAAGGUCAUCAGCUCCACAAAGAUUGCGAAACUGUCGACGACUUAGCCCGCUAUUCCAAGGAAACUAACCAUUCAAAGGCCUGCGGAAAUCUCACAAGGCUGUAG
Dibothriocephalus latus is the source of this 1257-nucleotide messenger RNA. NCBI's taxonomy places the organism in Eukaryota, Metazoa, Platyhelminthes, Cestoda, Diphyllobothriidea, Diphyllobothriidae. The record is from the annotation of a GenBank genome assembly.